GAGGUAUCUGGGCGCUGUAAGGUUGUCCGUAGAACCCUCUCGCGGUCAGAGGGGGCCGAGGAGUGAGGUGCAUGCCCCACCUCCCCAUUCCACCCCUCCCCAGGAGCCCUAGUCCGUGUGCUGAGGAGAGACUGGCGGGAGAGUAGGGCGUUCUCUGCGGAGAGCCCCGCGCCUCACUUCCGGUGGUGCAUUGACACUCUUGGAACCCGCAGGCAUGCCGGCACCUGUGAAUGAGACAUUUUUGUUACCGCAGCAGCGGUGCUGAGCGAGGAGCUUUGAAAAAUUAAAUAGUGCUCCCUAGAAGCAUCAAGAAGGAGAAUGUCUGUGACACUGCAUACAGAUGUGGGAGAUAUCAAGAUAGAAGUCUUCUGUGAGAGAACACCCAAAACCUGUGAGAAUUUCUUGGCUCUGUGUGCCAGUAAUUACUACAAUGGCUGUGUGUUCCAUAGAAAUAUCAAGGGCUUCAUGGUUCAAACAGGAGAUCCAACAGGUACUGGAAGAGGAGGCAGCAGUAUCUGGGGCAAGAAGUUUGAGGAUGAAUACAGUGAAUAUCUGAAGCACAAUGUUCGAGGUGUUGUAUCUAUGGCUAAUAAUGGCCCAAACACCAACGGAUCUCAGUUCUUCAUCACCUAUGGCAAGCAGCCACACUUGGACAUGAAAUAUACAGUGUUCGGAAAGGUAAUAGAUGGUCUGGAGACUUUGGAUGAAUUGGAGAAGUUACCAGUAAAUGAGAAGACUUACAGACCUCUUAAUGAUGUGCACAUUAAGGACAUAACUAUUCAUGCCAACCCGUUUGCUCAGUAGCUGUAAUAGGCCUGGCCACACACUGGCAAACACUUAACUGGGAAACGCCCAGUGUGGUUUAUCCAGUUCUGAGUCCAUCAGAGACUGGUCCUUCUGCUGGCAUCUACAGUACUGGGCUCCAUGCGGGAGCCCUGGGGUUCACGCCCCAUCUUGAACAUAUUCUGUGCCACGGCUGUCGCUCAAUAGGUUUACUUUAAAUAGAGAGCAGUGCCUUGUUUUUAUUA
Molecule: messenger RNA, 1028 nt
Organism: Rattus norvegicus (Norway rat)
Lineage: Eukaryota; Metazoa; Chordata; Mammalia; Rodentia; Muridae
Gene: Ppil3
Product: peptidylprolyl isomerase like 3
Exons: 7
Coding region: 319-804 (161 amino acids)
Biological process (GO): protein folding
Molecular function (GO): peptidyl-prolyl cis-trans isomerase activity
Source: RefSeq, marked provisional